Messenger RNA from Penaeus vannamei (Pacific white shrimp), 340 nucleotides. The record is from RefSeq and is a predicted model, not a curated record. Lineage: Eukaryota; Metazoa; Arthropoda; Malacostraca; Decapoda; Penaeidae.
CGUCGUCGUCGCCUCCUGCCCCGCCGCCGCCAGCAUGAAAGUCCUCGUUGCUCUGUUCGCCUUCGUGGCCGUCGCCAGUGCCCAGACUGAAGCCUGGUGUCGCUGCGCCGCCUUCAUCACCCACGAGCACUCUGAAGUAGUCGUGUACCGAGCUCCAGAGAUCCCCAUCGAAUCCUGCACAGAUGACGUCAACAAGUGCAAGAACGCGUGUACCAAUGAGCUCAACGCCCUCUCCAACAAUGGCGACCUGUGGAUGAUGCAAGAAAGUGGAAUUACCGUCGGCCAGAGCAUCUGCACCUACCUCUCCGACCGCUUCGUCUUCUUCGUCCACAACAAGAGC